Molecule: messenger RNA, 918 nt
Organism: Spodoptera exigua (beet armyworm)
Lineage: Eukaryota; Metazoa; Arthropoda; Insecta; Lepidoptera; Noctuidae
Source: the annotation of a GenBank genome assembly
AUGCAGUUACUACACGAAAACAAAACUCUGUUGAUGAGCCUGAAGGAUAGGAGCAUGAGCGCUAACGUGACUGUGAAAGAUCAUUUGGAGAACAUGGAGGUAAAAGAGAAAAGGUCAUCAGAUGCGUCAUUGCUCCUGAUGAACCCGGUAGCAAGCGGUGACAAUGUUGCUACCGGGCUCAACUCGGCUCACAAACUGAAAGAAGAAAUGCCACCACUCGUGCCGUGCUGCGAAGGAAGAGAACUACAGAUAAACGAGGACCUAGUUCGGAGUGGACUGUCAGCAAUAUCCGUGAAACACGACAGCGUGAUACAAUGUUGGAGCAUGUCACGCGCCUGUGAGCGGAUGCAAAUACCACCGGGCCUCGUAAAGCAUCGCAAUUCCUUCCGGAGCCUUCACCGGCCCGACCUGAAACGUGUUCCGUACCUGCGUCGCAUGUCCCCUGAUGAACUGGAAACCUUAUUCCGUGGAUACGCAGACUUACCAAUACGAGGGAAUAACAAAAGUGACGUUCGUGACGAGAAACCAAAGAACAAACUGCCACACGAUGAGAAUAGUCAAGGGAAAGAAAUUGACCAAGUAAAGGAAAUAUGCAGACCAGAUGAAGGUAACGGUGCAAACGCACUGCUCGUCCCGAUCCUGGAGACGCGGUCUGGCGCCGAAGACGUACCUGCUGGCAUGAGACUGCAUGGCGCACGGGCGAGGCUCUACACCUCCGUGCUUGCCGGCGCCAGAGCUGGUGAUCAGUUGGAUGGCGUCUUAACUCACGAAGACUUGGACACGCGAGUCCCCGAUGACCCAGUCCCCGACGAAGAAGUUCAACUCCACGAGGAACUACAAAUCAUCCUCCCUCCACGCUACGAUGACGUCACAGCCGACUCGUCCAUCACAGCCAGCUCCGUAGAACAAAAUAGUUAA